AGCCUCUCUCAAGCUGCUCGCAGAAAUAAACAAGAAGGGGUUUUAAAAGCAAGUCGUCAAGGAAGAGAGAUGGCCUCAUCGGUUGUUUCAUCGGCGACCACCGUCGCCGGCGUGAGCCGUUCUCAGUCCGCAGUGAUUGCUCCGUUCACCGGCCUCAAGUCCGCCGCCGCCUUCCCCGUCACCCGCAAGAACAACGCUGACCUCACCUCCCUGGCCAGCAACGGCAGCAAAGUCAACUGCAUGCAGGUGUGGCCUACAACCGGACUGAGGAAGUUCGAGACCUUGUCCUACCUUCCUGACUUGUCCGACACCGAAUUGGCUAAGGAGGUGGAUUACCUCCUCCGCAACAACUGGAUUCCCUGCCUUGAAUUCGAGUUGGGGAACGCAUUCGUGUACCGUGAGAACCACCGCUCGCCCGGGUACUACGACGGAAGGUACUGGACGAUGUGGAAGCUUCCCAUGUUCGGAUGCACCGACUCGGCUCAGGUCAUGAAGGAGCUCCAAGAGGCGAAGACCACACACCCUGACGCGCACAUCCGUAUCAUUGGAUUCGACAACGUCCGUCAAGUCCAGUGCAUCAGUUUCAUCGCCUACAAGCCCAAAGCCACCUAAAUCAAGAACCCUAUCCUCUCGUAUCUUUUAAUGCCGUGUUUGUUCUGUCCCGUUCGUUCACUCGGCCUUUGCGCUGUAGUUCCGAAGUAUAUUUGGUGUUUCCUUUUCUGUGUUUGUUUCGAUUUUUCACCCAUCGUUCCCAUCCAAUGAGAACUCUCCCGUUUGUCUUUCUCAUA
Molecule: messenger RNA, 788 nt
Organism: Tarenaya hassleriana
Lineage: Eukaryota; Viridiplantae; Streptophyta; Magnoliopsida; Brassicales; Cleomaceae
Product: ribulose bisphosphate carboxylase small chain, chloroplastic-like
Exons: 3
Coding region: 70-612 (180 amino acids)
Source: RefSeq, a predicted model, not a curated record